GAUAGCUUUGUAUAUACCAAGCCUAAUAUUUUUUGUGACAUUGAAAUCCGUGAAAGCAAUCGAUUGUUUCGAGAAAGAAAUCGGUGCUGUCAUAUAAUAUCGAUAAGAUAUUUCACCAUCUGGUAGCACGACUAAGUUCAUACGUAGUUGGAAAUCUCGAUGGCAAUGCAAACAACUUCGUUCGGCUAACAAAACCCGACUAAAUUCCAACGUCAACGAGAGCAUAGACGAUAUUUUCGGUUUCUCCCCAAGUGAUACCGAUUCCGAGAGCUACAGCCUUAUAUGUAGAGUGGGGGCAGGCAGAGAUCCCGGCCAAAAUUAACAUAUUCCUGGAGUCCAUCAGCCAGCUGGCGGCCCUGGCGACCUCGAGCGGCAUCAUGCAGCUGCUGCUAUCGUCCGUUUGCAUGGCGCUGACCAGCGCGGUGAUUGGAUUUGCCUACUACCAAAAACAGCAGUUCUAUCCUGCGGUGGUCUACAUCACCAAGUCGAACGCCUCCAUGGGGGUCAUCUACAUACAGUUUUUUGUGAUUGUCUUCAUGUUCGGCAAGCUGAUAAGCAAGAUCUUCCUGGGCACGCUACGUGCCGCAGAGUUUGAGCAUCUGCUGGAGCGCUUUUGGUACGCCCUUACGGAGACCUGCUUGGCGUUUACCGUGUUCCGGGAUGACUUUAAUCCGCGCUUUGUGGCCUUGUUUACAGUUCUUCUAUUUCUCAAAUCAUUCCAUUGGCUGGCUGAGGAGCGGGUGGACUUUAUGGAGCGUUCCCCUGUGCUCGGCUGGCUCUUUCACAUUCGCGUGGGCAGCUUGCUCACAGUGCUGGGCAUCCUAGAUUACGUUCUCCUAAUCCAUGCCUACAACUCAACCUUAGUGCGUGGACCUACCGUGCAGAUGGUCUUCGGCUUCGAGUACGCCAUCCUUCUGACCGUAAUCGCCAGCACGGCCAUCAAGUACGUUCUUCACGCCGCGGAAAUGCGCACGGACACGCCCUGGGAGAACAAGGCAGUGUUCCUGCUCUACACUGAGCUGGUUAUUGGACUUAUUAAGGUGGUGCUGUAUCUCCUGUUUGUGGUGAUAAUGGCUAAGAUAUACGCGCUGCCCAUGUUCGUAUUCAGGCCUAUGUUCUUUACCUUACGCAACUUCCGUAAGGCCCUGAAUGACGUGAUUAUGUCCCGGCGGGCCAUACGCAACAUGAAUACUCUGUAUCCCGACGCCACGCCUGAGGAGUUGCGGCAGUCAGACAACAUAUGCAUCAUCUGUCGCGAGGACAUGGUUAAUCACUCAAAGAAACUGCCCUGCGGCCACAUCUUCCACACUACAUGCCUGCGCUCGUGGUUCCAGCGCCAGCAGACCUGUCCAACCUGCCGUCUGAACAUCCUUCGAACUCCAACCGUCAACUCCACAGCGAUGCCACGUCAAGCCGAUGAGGCUGCGGCCGCAGCUGCUGGGAAUCCCAUUCCGGCUGCAGCAGGUGCCCAACCUGCUGGUGGCGUGCCUCCUCCAGCCCCAGUGGCCGUAGACGGCAACCAGGCACGGGCCAAUGGCAAUCUAGCCGGAGGUCAAGCCUUGCCUCCAAACUUUGCGGAUCUAUUCGGCGAUGCCACCGGUUUGCCCAAUGGAUUGCCUAACCUGGCUGGUUUGCAGAUUCCUCCGCCGCCAGUUAUGCCCAUGCUCUCGCCUUUUAUGAUGCCUCCCCACUUUGGCUACCUCACGCCCCUGCCGCCGCCGCCGAUGCCACAGGACCUGACCAAUUUUACCGACGAAGAACUGCGGGCCAUGGAGGGUCAUCAACGUGAUCAUAUUGUGCAGCGUCUAAAGUUGCUGCAAAACAUAAACCUUAUGCUGGAUUCCGCGGGGAUAAUGAUGUCCCAGUACCAAAGUUUAGCAGCACGCUUGCAGCUCACUGCAGCGACGCCAGCAUCCGCGGCAAAUGGAUCUGCUGGUUCUAGCGUAUACGACAUGCCCAGUACCUCGGCCACGGCCAUGGCUCAGAUGGAGGCUCACCAGGUUACUCCCACAGCAGCCACAAGCGCACCGUCUCCAACGAUGCCUAUAGAAAAGGUAACCAUUGAGGAUUUGGGAGCGGACGCUGACGAGGAUGAUAUACCAUCGACAGCCACGGAGGCAGUGAGCAUUCCCAACUCCGAUGCUGACUUCGAAGAGAACUCCUCGGAGCUGGGUGAACUAAGGAAACGCCGUUUGAAGUUCCUUGAGGAGCGGAACAAGCCUGUUGCCGCUAAUGAGCGCACGUCAGCGGAAUAGGCGCCUUAAAAACUGAAGUCAACACUCCCAGAAACGGCAGCGACAACUCACAUCCCACAAAAAAAAAACAUAAACAGGACGUGCUUGCGUUUAUCACAUUUUUAAUUCUCUUGGCUAGUAUUGAUUUUAUUUAUACUCCGACGUUCAUCCGCUGCAUCCUGACUUCUGUUUUUUCUACGACUUGCGAUAUGGGAAUAUUACGACGAAGACGACAAUGACGACUACGAUGCCCCCGACUUCACACACUGAAACACGACCGCGAAAAAUCGGCAUGUGGAACGAAGGAUCUGAACGUGAAACGCGAAAUGCGGCAUCAAAAUCCAAUAUGUAGCAAUAUGUAUUGUGUAAAAACUAUUUUAGAGAUGGGAAACUGAUGAUUUGUAUUUAAUAUUACUAUAUGUGUAUAAUUAAUAUGAAAUAUAAUUAAAACAAAAAGAA
Drosophila santomea is the source of this 2693-nucleotide messenger RNA. RefSeq names its product E3 ubiquitin-protein ligase HRD1 (gene sip3). The transcript has 7 exons. Gene Ontology annotation, cellular component: cytoplasm. Bases 378 to 2255 code for a protein of 625 amino acids. The record is from RefSeq and is a predicted model, not a curated record. Lineage: Eukaryota; Metazoa; Arthropoda; Insecta; Diptera; Drosophilidae.